Messenger RNA from Sinocyclocheilus rhinocerous, 924 nucleotides. Its product is annotated as zona pellucida-like domain-containing protein 1. The transcript is spliced from 5 exons. The record is from RefSeq and is a predicted model, not a curated record. Bases 101 to 532 code for a protein of 143 amino acids. Lineage: Eukaryota; Metazoa; Chordata; Actinopteri; Cypriniformes; Cyprinidae.
UGUUCUUUUGGAUCGAUGCUAUACAACCACAAGUCCUUACCCAGGAAACAGCACAUCAUUUGACCUGUUUGUCGGAUGCAACCUCGAUCUACAAACCAUAAUGGGUGUGAAUGGAGAACAGCAGGUGGCGCGCUUCUCGUUCGAGACUUUUCGCUUUGUGGAGCACAGAAACAAGACUGUGUCGACGUUUUAUCUGCACUGCACCACCAGGCUCUGCGAGAGCUCUUUCUGUAGAUCCUUACGGCAGAAUUGCACAACCCCCGGAAGGACGCGGAGGGCCGUCCAGUCAGCUCAGGGAACCUCAGUGAGUGACUUUGCCACGGUGAGCUCUAGGCCAAUCGUCACCAAAGUGGACGAACCAUUUGCACCUGUUGCUACAGUGUCUAAGGAAUCGAAGCAGGAUGAGGUGGUGGUGGGAGUCUCUGUGGCAGCAGGGGUAUUCGGAGGCCUGUGCCUCAUCAUGCUGGCUGUGCUCAUCUACAAAAUCCGCAAGGACAAGUUCAGUGCAGACAAAUCAAGCCUCUUCCACUGACAGCUCUCAAACAGAUCCCAUUCUUCUCCACUGAGAUGGUUCACUCACCACCAUGAAAGUUGUUCUCAUAGACACUCUAAAAGGGCUUCUGCAUCUAGACAUGAAGUUUGGUUGAGCUCAAGGUUUAGAGGGCAGGAAUGGGAUGGAGAGUAGAUGAUGCCAUAAGGAAGAACAAAAUGUCACGAAACUACUGUUAUAAAUAGGUCUGUGCCUUACAGUAAUACAGUCUACUGAAUGGAUUAGAUGUCAAUUUUUUUGCAUGCCAACGUUCAUUAUGAUUUUAACUAUAUUCCAUUUAUAUAUCUGCAUUUUUGGGUUUUCUGUAACAGGGCAUUCUUGUAAAAAAAAAAAAAAAAAGUAUUUUGCUAUUGUAAUUUCUAAGAACAAUUAAA